CAUUCAUUGCCUGUUUUCCAAUAUACUUUCCUCUUCUUUCAAGUCCUUCUUUUUUUUUUUUUUUUUUUCCCCUCCUUUCUUUCGUUUGACAGCUUUUUCUUCUCUAUAAUUCAAACAAAGCUAACCAUGGCUGCUAUUUUGGCUCUAUUUGUCAUGACUUUUGCUGCUGUGUUUGCCACCUCAGUUGCUGAUCCUGACUUGCUCCAAGAUGUUUGUGUCGCCGAACUCAAGUCCGCUGUGAAACUCAAUGGGUUCACCUGCAAGGACAUAGCAAAUAUAACAUCAGAGGACUUCUUCUUCGCCGGGCUAGCCAAACCAGGCCCAACAAACAACACCUUUGGUUCAUUGGUCACCGGAGCAAAUGUUGAGAAAAUCCCAGGACUCAACACGCUCGGUGUCUCACUUUCAAGAAUUGACUACGCACCAGGUGGUCUUAACCCACCCCACACACACCCAAGAGCCACUGAGAUUGUGUUUGUCCUUGAAGGUGAACUUGAUGUUGGAUUCAUUACCACUUCAAAUGUGCUCAUUUCCAAGUCUAUUAAAAAGGGUGAGAUCUUUGUCUUCCCAAAAGGACUUGUUCAUUUCCAGAAGAACAAUGGGAAAGACACAGCUGCUGUGAUUGCUGCGUUUAACAGCCAGUUGCCUGGAACACAAUCCAUUGGUGCUACGUUGUUUGCUGCAAAACCAGAAGUCCCAGACAAUGUUUUGACCAAAGCAUUCCAAGUUGGUACCAAAGAGAUUGAGAAGAUUAAGUCAAGGUUUGCUCCUAAGAAAUAGAGAGGAAUUUGUGUAUGUGUUAAUGGGGGGAUCAAUGUUUGUUGUUUUUUUCUUUUUUUGCUUCUUUUUUUUUUUUUUACAUUUGAUGGGGGGAAUUUGUGAUUUAUGAGAAUUACUAAUUGGAUUAUGGUGAAAAUAAUGUUAAAUCGCUUUUCUUUGAUA
This is a messenger RNA of Ziziphus jujuba (common jujube), 942 nucleotides long. RefSeq names its product germin-like protein subfamily 2 member 1. Gene Ontology annotation, biological process: regulation of root development; plasmodesmata-mediated intercellular transport. Lineage: Eukaryota; Viridiplantae; Streptophyta; Magnoliopsida; Rosales; Rhamnaceae. The transcript has 2 exons. Gene Ontology annotation, molecular function: manganese ion binding. The coding region runs from base 127 to 780 and encodes 217 amino acids. The record is from RefSeq and is a predicted model, not a curated record. Gene Ontology annotation, cellular component: plasmodesma; cell wall.